Molecule: messenger RNA, 2491 nt
Organism: Cheilinus undulatus (humphead wrasse)
Lineage: Eukaryota; Metazoa; Chordata; Actinopteri; Labriformes; Labridae
Gene: il1rapl2
Product: interleukin 1 receptor accessory protein-like 2
Exons: 18
Coding region: 271-2454 (727 amino acids)
Biological process (GO): signal transduction
Source: RefSeq, a predicted model, not a curated record
GGUCCAGGUACUGGUGUGAAAGACUGUGGUAAAAACAGAAGCACUGAUUCAAAGUUUAGCUGCACUGAAAUAAGGGCCAGAAUUACGACGGUCCCUGAACUCAUCAGUGUGGUUUGGUUAGUGGCAUGACUCUGCUGCAGAAGAACGACUGUUGACUCUGACCUCGCUGCACUCUGCACCACAGGUCAGCGACCUCUGACAUCAGGAUUAUUGUUCCUUCCUGGGUGAUUUGCUGCUCAUUUGGACUUGAUUCGGUGUUUUCUUUCAUGGAUGCCAGUGGAGAACAGAGAGAUGAAGACAUUACCCCUCCUCUUCCUCUUCCUCCUCCUCUCCUCAGGAGCCUGUGACGACGUCAAGUACAUCUCCAAGAGGAACUCAGUGGACGGAUGCUUGGACUGGUCGGUGGACCUGAAGGAGUACCACGUCCUGGCCGGGGAACCUGUCCGGGUCAAAUGUGCCUUGUUCUACAGCUACAUCCGAACCAACUACACCAUGGCCACCAACGCCAAGCUGCGCCUCAUUUGGUACAAGAAUAAAGGAGACGCAGAGGAGCCAAUCAUCUUCUCUGGUCAUCGGCUGAGUAAAGAAGAGGACUCUAUCUGGUUCAGAUCUGCUGAGAUGGAGGACAAUGGCUUUUACACCUGUGUACUAAGGAACUCCACUUACUGCAUGAAAGUGUCGAUGUCGAUGAUCGUGGAGGAGAGCGACGAGGGAAAGUGCUUCAGCACUAACAUCCGCCACCUGGAGAAAGCGGAGAUCACCCACAGUAAGAUGGUCACCUGCCCUGACAUAGAGGACUACCUGGCUCCGUAUAAGCAGCCGCAGAUGACCUGGUACAAGGAGUGUGAACGGGUGGAGUGGAGGAGCUCCAUCGCAGUCAACACCACUCACAUCUGGAUCCCUGAGGUGGAGGAGGGCGACGGGGGAAACUACACCUGCGAGCUACAGUACGGAUCCAGACUGGUGCGACGGACCACAGAAGUCAAAGUCACAGCUCUCCAGACCACUCAGCCUCCUAAAGUCCUCUUUCCUCCAGAGAGACAGGACACGGUGAUCGAAGUCACCCCCGGUAUGCCUCUCAGCCUGGACUGUAAGGCCUUUUUCGGCUACAGUGGGGAAAACAGAAGACCCAUCAUCUACUGGAUGAAAGGAGAAAAGUUUGUUGAAGAACUAGCGGGACACAUAAAAGAGAGUGAAGUCAGGAUUCUGAGGGAGCAUCUAGGGGAGAAGGAGGUGCAGCUGUCCUUAACGUUCGAUGCUGUGGAGGAGUCGGACCUGGCCAACUACACCUGUUAUGUGGAGAACCACAUAGGGAAACGCAGCGGCAGUGCUAUCCUGCAGAAAAAAGACAUGUACCGUCUGGAGCUGGCUGGAGGUCUGGGGGUCAUUCUGCUGCUUCUGGGGGUCCUGACUGCUCUCUACAAGUGCUAUAACCUGGAGAUCAUGCUCUGCUACCGGAGACACUUUGGGAGUGAUGAGACUGAGGAUGAUAAUAAGGAGUAUGACGCCUACCUGUCCUACACCAAGGUGGACCUGGACUCUCUGGGCAGGACGAGCAGUGAAGAGGAGACGUUCGCUCUGGAGAUUCUGCCAGAUGUUCUAGAGAAACACUACGGAUACAAGCUGUUCAUCCCAGACCGAGACCUGAUCCCCAGCAGCACGUACAUCGAGGACUUGGCUCGUAGUGUGGAGCAGAGCCGACGCCUGAUCAUCAUUUUGACUCCUGAGUUUGUGGCCAGAAGAGGUUGGAGCAUCUUCCAGAUAGAGACACGCCUCCACUCCAUGCUUGUGACCGGAGAGAUCAAGGUGAUCAUGAUAGAGUGUGCAGACCUGAAGAACAUCAUGAACUAUCAGGAAGUGGAAGCACUGAAACACACAAUCAAGGUUCUAUCCAUCAUCAAGUGGAGAGGAGCUAAGAGCAACGAGCUCUCAUCCAAGUUUUGGAAACACGUGGUCUAUGAGAUGCCAGCAAAACGCAGAGAGACUCUGUCCAGACGCCAGGUAAUGGACUCUGGUGAACAGGGCCUUUUUGGGGACCUGCAGACCACCGUCUCCACCAUUGCUAUGACAACCACCUCUGCAUCCUUGGCACCCCAGAAUGAUAGUCGCCAUGGACACCAUCAGGUUACCUUGGCAACAGACAUCCCCGACUACAACCAGAUGACGCUGCCACUAGGGGGCAGUCACUCAGCACAAAUGCGGCAUUUCUGCCGGAGUUAUGAGUUCCAGCUCCCCACGCAGCCGUCCUCUCUGUCUCCGCCCCUCCCCAUCCCCUCCACCGUGCAGUUUUCCACACUGGGCCCUGGGGGGCGCCACGUCUACUGCAACAUCCCGAUGACGCUUCUGAACGGACAGGUGACUCAGAGCAGUACGCUUGGGAAGAAGCCAGAGCUCCAUCUGAACAGCACCUUCGGACCGCUCACCAGCAGAGAACUAAGCUCUGACAUCUGGUAGACGGGGCGCUCUAGACCGUCAGACUGGUUCUCACGAG